UGUAACUGAAAAGUAGGCGACGACGCUGCGGUGGUGUCAGAACAAUAAAUUCGACUUUAGCAGUUACUCGAAUGAAGGUAAGAGGACACUCAGUCCUUGGCAGCGAGGUAAACUGAUCUGUGGAGUUGUUGCUCGGUCGUUUCAUCCAACACCGGUUGGCUGAAUGAGUUUGCUAGCCAGUCACUUAUAAUUUAAAGAAUACGGAACUGUGUGGAUUAGACUUGGACUGCUCCACUGCUGUGCCCUGGGCUCAUGUCUGCUGUGUCAGUGAUGACUGUGGAGCACACGGCAUGGAAAGGAACAUUGGAGACCAGCUCAACAAAGCCUUCGAAGCUUAUCGCCAGGUCUCCAUUGAAAAAGAUAAUGCUAAAAAGGAGCUACAGAAAAUGACUGAAUAUUAUGUGGGAUACACUCAAACACUUGAAAAGCAGAUAAAAGACCAGCAGCUGUUGAUUUCAAAACUUCAAGCAAAGCUGUCAGCAACAAGGCAACCAUCAGGAGAGAUGAAAUGUGAGCCUUGCAACCAUCUUCUUGACGGAGCUGCCACUUACAUGGUAAAGUUGUACCCGGAGAAUAUGGGUACCAUUGCUGUUGCUCCUAAUUUGCCAGUCAACAGCAGUGUUGACUGUCAGGACAUGCUGGACGCAUUUGAAGCAAUACAGGGGAAAUUCCGGCAGAUACGAUCUCUAACCAGAAGACAAAAAGAUCACCUGAAACGAUUCCAUGGAGGAAAUGAUACAUCAAAUGAUCAGCAGUUCUCCAUGCCCAUCCAGUGCACAGACCGUACAGCAGAGGCAGAGAGACCCUUUUCCUCCACACUAAGGUCAGCAGUGGAUAUCCCACUCCCUCCCACGUCUCUGGCGUCCCGUGGCACCAGCCCUGAGGACAGGGACUUAGUAGACUCUCUCACCAAAUUCAGUGUCAAAUUCCCGCCCUCUGCGGACAGUGAAUAUGACUUCCUGAACAGUGCUGCAGAGAGAAACAUUGGUCUCACCUUGCCCACGAACCCACCUCUCAGCAGUGUCCCCUCGGCACAGACAGAGGAGGAGCCCGUGGAACUGCCCAUGCCUUUUGUCUACCCUACAUCCCCCUCCCACUCAACAUCAUCUUCGCUCUCCCAGGAGAGUGUGCGGGGACCUCAGCAGCCUCUCUGGAGCCCUGAGCUGUGUGAUGCAGUUGACGUGGGGACAGAGCUGGCGACGCCUCAGAGCGGGAGUCCUGAUAAAUGUGCUUUCUGCAAAGCUGUGGUUCCUCAGGACCGAAUGAACAGCCACCUCUACUCGCAUUUCUCUCCUAAGAAUGAUGCAGACAAUUGACAGAGGAAGCAGAGACUGACAGGCGGAGGCCGCAACUACUCCAAGACUUUACUGUAUUCAUGGUCUAGUCCUACCUGCCAUGAAGUACAAUGCACUGUACUUGGUUUGAAAUGACACUGCAAUAAGACUUGAAUCCCUUUAUUUAAUAUUGAAGAAUUGAAUGGUACACUUCGCUGCCCAGUAUAUUUUUCUAAUAUCACGCUGAGAUUUUACUAUAGCAAAUGAUGUUGAUGAUGCAUAACGUGGUAUAUAUGAGCAAAUAAAGCCAGCAUUUACUCUUGCAACACUUUUUAUCAUUUCAGUAUGAAAACCCACCUGAGGUACUCUGUGGAUCCCUACACAAAGACAUUAGGUGGACAGUAUGUGCACCUAUUAAAUUUCAAAACAAUUUGCAUUAAUAACAUGGAACAGUUUCCUUUUAGAGAGACAUUCAUUUUUAAGCAAAUAUGAAGAUUUGCUUUGGAAAUGGAAAUUUACACCGUCACUUCCUUUUUAUGUUGCUAGCAGGGUUUUAUAGAUCAUAGAACAACCAUAUAUUAUGUAUCAGGUACAGGUAUUGAAGUCAGUCAUUUGAAUGGUAGACAUGCUGAUUAGCACUGUUUUCACACGGGUUCCCAUUGCUCUUCCAUGUUGUAUACUUAAGCCAGGUUCAUUUGAGGCAGCUGUAUGACGCUGGUGCAGUGAAGAUAUUUGCUACUUAGGAGUUAGUAUCGCCAUUUGUCUACACAGAUGGCGAUACUAAAUGUUAGGUACAAACUCACUGUCAGCCAGAUGCCCAGUUAGCUUGCUAAUUGUGCAGUAAUAGUUUUACCUUAUGCAAUAAUCAAACUGCAUUUAUUGUAGACACUUUUAUGCUAAUGGUUAAAUGUACAUGAUAAUCUAUGACUUUGUUGCUCUGGUUAUGCUAUCAGAGUUAUAAGAUGAGACUUUCUGGUGAUACUGGUUUUAAAUUCAAUUAUAGGGUAUACUUGAGUAAUAAUUUGAACAAAUGAUGUGUCAAUGUCUGCUCCUUGUGUGUUUGCACAUCUACAUUAUGCACACCUAUCACUUAAUUAAACCUGAGUCUUUUCUAA
Monopterus albus (swamp eel) is the source of this 2389-nucleotide messenger RNA. RefSeq names its product TRAF family member-associated NFKB activator (gene tank). Gene Ontology annotation, biological process: negative regulation of canonical NF-kappaB signal transduction. Lineage: Eukaryota; Metazoa; Chordata; Actinopteri; Synbranchiformes; Synbranchidae. The transcript has 8 exons. Bases 291 to 1316 code for a protein of 341 amino acids. The record is from RefSeq and is a predicted model, not a curated record.